AUGCCUUUGGAAUUGCCUGGCUUCUACUUUGACGAAGAACGUGGUAGAUACUUCCGUAUUACUGAAUUGACUGGCACCACCAGAACUGCCAUCUCAAGAGAUCCUAAUGAAAGUGAAAGGAUAUACAAUAGAGAAGAAAUUAAACGAAGGAAACUUACUGAAUUAAACGCUAAAAAUUAUGAAGAAGUCAAGCAAGAGUGUAAUGCUGUGUACCAAGAGCAUAUGAUGAAAGUUGCUGAUCCAUAUUAUAGACUUAUUGAGGUCGAGAAAACAAGAGCUAUAUUAGAAGGAUUACGCUUUCAUAACAGAAGGGUAGUAAUGAACCAAUCUGAUCUCAAUUUAGCUGGACAUGAAGGCUGCUAUAUUUCUAACUCAGACGAAUUAAAUCCAGCUCUAGGAGAGUUUACAGGAUUUUUCAUUCCAGUGAAUGCUAGUCGGUGGGGUACAGAACUAAUAUGUGCAACCUCGAACGGUUCUUUAAUUAGAGUCCUCCGUGACCUUUCACUAGAUACAGAAAGUGCUUACGAGUUCGAAAUGAUCUCUGAAUCAAACAUGGACUCUUUUACAAACAUCCAAAAAGAAUUGGUAAUCAAAUGUCGCACAAUACGAUUAGACGGAUUACUUAUAAAAGACGUUGGUCUCUAUUACCAUUUGGUCAAAGAGGGUUCGACAGAUCAUGUGUUUAUGUACAAUGGCGGCUCUUCAACAUUGACAAGAAGAGUUGAACUAAAAGGUGAAGAUAAAGAUCAUAUAGGUGACUCCGUAAAUAUAAGUCUUAAUGAAGGUUUUAUUGUCGCUGUCAACAAUAAACUUUUGAUACACAAGUGGUCGUACAAUCAAGACUUUUAUAAGGAGACACUUGACAAAGGUUUGACAUCUGACAUCGUUACAUUAGCUAUAAGCCCAGCUGCUAGGACUAAAGAACGAAUUCUAAAUAUCGGUUGUCGAAAUGGUUGGAUAUAUACGGUCCCGAUAAAGGAGGGGAAGCUUUUAGUUUCUGGAAGGAAAUGUUUCAAAAAUCCUUUAAAUGUUCGUUCAAUAAUCACCAUUAAAGCGGGUAUUUCACCAGGUAUCCUAUUUGUUUCUGCAAUAUCGAAAAACAAUGCACAGAGUUUAUUUAUGUUUGAUGCAUCCUUAGAGAUCCCUACGGGGAUGAAUAGGCCUUUUGUCAUCUUUCAAACCGGGCAGCAUAAUAUGGCAAAGGAAACAGAAUUUUUCGACGUAUCCCCAGAUGAUCAUUUUCUAUGUUAUGGCUCUAAAAAUGCGAAUUCCGGGAAAGGUGAUUUCGAGAUAUUUUCUAUCAAAAAAGGUGAUAAUUUAAUAUCUGAAUCUGUUAAUGGUUCGGUGAAAUUUUCCCCAAUACGGGAAUAUUGUGAUUAUUCUUCACAUAUACCGCAGGGGUGUCGACUUAUUACUACUUGUUUUUCCAGACUUGAAACGACUUCUAUGCCUCGGAAUUUAAAGAUAAAGGCAAAUUCCAAUGAGAAUAUGAUUUACGAAGAUGGCCAAACUGGGUCAGUGAAAAUGAAAUCCGGUAACUACCGCCAUGGGGUACCUAAUCUAAUCAUAUGUGGAACUGAGUCUGAGUCCAAUGAAUUUUUUUCGUCUCUGUAUUUGGGCUCAGUAGAACUAUACUAA
Molecule: messenger RNA, 1638 nt
Organism: Naumovozyma dairenensis CBS 421
Lineage: Eukaryota; Fungi; Ascomycota; Saccharomycetes; Saccharomycetales; Saccharomycetaceae
Exons: 1
Coding region: 1-1638 (545 amino acids)
Source: RefSeq, a predicted model, not a curated record